This is a messenger RNA of Sphenostylis stenocarpa, 1689 nucleotides long. NCBI's taxonomy places the organism in Eukaryota, Viridiplantae, Streptophyta, Magnoliopsida, Fabales, Fabaceae. The record is from the annotation of a GenBank genome assembly.
AUGCUUCUCUUCAGUCCUGUUACUCCCGGUCAGGUCUCGUUCUUGCUCGGGAUCACUCCUGUCGUUGUGGCAUGGAUAUAUUCGGAGAUAAUGGAGUAUCGGAAAAACUCUGUCUCGUCCAGAGCUGGUCACUCGGAUAUCAACUUAGUUGAAAUGGGUAGUGAUGGUGUUAAAGACGAAGACAAAGCAGUUUUAUUGGAAAGAGGAGUUCUGCAGUCAGGAUCCCCGAGGGCGCGGAGCUUAACUGCCUCACCGUCAAUUAUCCGAUUCCUUUUGAUGGAUGAGUAUUUCCUUCUUGAAAACCGUUUGACACUUAGAGCGAUGUCUGAAUUUGGUCUCCUUUUGGCUUACUUUUAUCUGUGUGACCGCACAGAUUUCUUUGCCUCGUCAAAAAAGAGUUACAAUAGGGAUCUCUUCCUAUUUCUCUAUUUUCUCCUCAUCCUAGUUUCAGCAAUGACGUCCUUUAAAAUACAUCAAGACAAGUCACCAUUUUCUGGGAAAUCCAUCCUUUAUUUAAAUAGACACCAGACUGAAGAAUGGAAAGGGUGGAUGCAGGUUUUGUUUUUAAUGUACCAUUACUUUGCCGCAUCUGAAAUCUACAAUGCAAUUCGUUUGUUCAUUGCUGCAUAUGUUUGGAUGACUGGAUUUGGGAACUUCUCAUAUUAUUAUGUUCGUAAAGAUUUUAGUCUAGCCAGAUUUGCUCAGAUGAUGUGGAGGCUUAAUUUCUUUGUGGUGUUCUGUUGUAUUGUACUUAACAACAGUUACAUGUUAUACUACAUCUGCCCCAUGCACACUCUUUUCACUCUUAUGGUUUAUGGGGCACUUGGUAUGCUCAACAAGUACAAUGAGAUUGGGUCAGUCAUUGCUGUAAAAAUCAUUGCUUGCUUCUUGAUUGUUAUCUUAGUAUGGGAGAUACCUGGAGUCUUUGAAUGGCUUUGGAGUCCAUUUACUUUCUUUCUUGGUUAUACUGAUCCGAAUCCUGCCAAAUCACAUCUUUCUCGGUUGCAUGAAUGGCAUUUUCGCUCUGGGCUUGAUCGCUACAUAUGGAUAAUUGGAAUGAUUUAUGCUUACUAUCAUCCAACUGUUGAACGAUGGAUGGAAAAAUUGGAGGAAGCAGAAAUCAAGCGCAGAGUAUCAAUCAAAGCAACUGUUGUGCUGAUAUGCUCAUUGGUUGGUUAUUUAUGGUUUGAGCAUAUUUACAAGAUGGACAAGCUUACAUACAAUAAAUACCAUCCUUAUACCUCGUGGAUUCCCAUAACGGUUUACAUAUGCUUGCGGAAUGUUACACAAAGUUUUCGUAGCUAUACACUGACACUUUUUGCAUGGCUUGGGAAGAUUACUCUGGAGACUUACAUCUCCCAAAUCCAUAUCUGGUUAAGGUCAGGUGUUCCAGACGGUCAACCCAAAUUGUUGCUUUCCCUGAUCCCAGACUACCCAAUGUUAAACUUCAUGCUUACUACUUCCAUAUAUGUUGCAAUUUCGUAUAGACUUUUUGACCUGACAAAUACACUCAAAGUGGCAUUUGUGCCCAGCAAAGACAACAAGCGUCUUGUACACAAUUUAAUUACAGCAACAACAAUCUCAGUUGUUCUAUAUUCUUUGUCCCUUGGCUUCCUUAGGAUACCUCAAAUGUUGGUAAGUGUUAAUGCAAUAACAUUAUCUGGUUUAAGUUACUUAAAUUAUCCUUAG